Vitis vinifera (wine grape) is the source of this 1604-nucleotide messenger RNA. Its product is annotated as transcription factor MYB46. The transcript has 2 exons. The coding region runs from base 204 to 1181 and encodes 325 amino acids. The record is from RefSeq and is a predicted model, not a curated record. NCBI's taxonomy places the organism in Eukaryota, Viridiplantae, Streptophyta, Magnoliopsida, Vitales, Vitaceae.
UCACUCUCAUCGACCAACCAACCCCUCGCUCUUUCUCUUUCCAUUAUUCUAAGCAAACCCCACAACCAUCUCCAUCAUCUUCAUCAUCAUUUCCUCCCCAUCAAGCCUUCUUCUCUCUCUCUAUAAAGUCUAAUUACUCUUCCCCAUCAACCCAGUUGGGUGUUGUUGUUUUUGCCGUAGCAGUACAACGGGGGCCUGUGGCAAUGAGGAAGCCUGAGAAGAGUACUGCCAAUGGUGCCUGCAGCAACACCACUUCUACUGGUAGCAAGCUUAGGAAGGGGCUGUGGUCACCUGAGGAAGACGACAAGCUGAUGAACUACAUGCUGAAUAAUGGGCAGGGCUGUUGGAGUGAUGUUGCCAGGAAUGCCGGCCUCCAGAGGUGUGGCAAGAGCUGCCGCCUCCGCUGGAUUAACUACUUGAGGCCGGACCUUAAACGCGGCGCCUUCUCGCCUCAGGAGGAGGAGCUCAUCAUCCACUUGCAUUCCCUUUUAGGCAACAGGUGGUCUCAAAUUGCGGCCCGCUUGCCAGGACGUACUGACAAUGAGAUAAAGAAUUUUUGGAACUCGACGAUAAAGAAGAGGCUCAAGAACUCGUCAUCAGUGCCCUCACCAAACGCGAGCGAUUCGUCAUCUGAUCAGCCUAGGGAUGUCAUGGGAGGGCUCAUGUCGAUGAGAGAACAAGGGCUAAUGGCUAUGUACAUGGAUUCAUCGUCUUCGCCACCAUCCAUCCAAGCCAUGGCAGCUCUGAACCAGAUGAUUGAGCCAUUGCCCAUGCUGGAGCCUAGCGUAGACAUGACCAGUGUUAACAGCGGAUGCUUCAAUGCGCCUCCCUGCAUGACCCAAGUUGGAAUUUUGAGUGCUGAGGGGCUUUAUGGGGAUCAUGUUGGGCUCCUUGGAGGAGGAGGAGGUUGUGUUGUUGGGGAGCAAUUUUUUCCACCCGUAGAGAGUAUAAGCAUGGGCGAAAAUGGUAACAAAACCCUCGAAAAUACCUUUGAUAGGAACCCUAAUAACAACCCCUAUAACAACGUCAUCAUCAACAACAACAGUAGCAACAAAGUAGAAAACAUGGUUGGGGUUGGAAACUUUUGGGAAGGUGAAGAUCUUAGAAUUGGGGAAUGGAACUUGGAGGACUUGAUGAGGGAUGUCUCCUCCUUUCCUUUCCUUGAUUUCCAUGUUGAGUAACUUGGUUUCCCUACCUUCCCAAUAAUUUUCUUUUCCUCUCCAUCCCAUUUUAAUUUUCCUUUUCCAUUUCCUUUUCUUUCCAAGCAAACAACAAAGCCCUACGACCCAAAUCCUAAACCUCAGAGUCUUAAUCCCCACCUCCCUAGUCAUUUAGAUGUGGGAAGAGUGUUUUACAAAUAAAGUUCAUACACGACAUCAUCGUACAUUAAGUAGUUUAAUAAUCUUUGCACUGUAUGAAGAGAGAUGUGAAUAGUUCAUAUAAAAGUAGAGAGGAAUACGAAAAUUUAGCUGUUUCGUAUAAAUUGUACUUACUAUGGAAUUAUGUACAAAAACAAUGCUGGGGCUUGGAAGUUGUUAUUAGUGAAAGAUCAAUAGGUUGUACUACACGUGGAUGAAAAUAUAGAAAUUUUCUCUUUCUCUCUC